Molecule: messenger RNA, 393 nt
Organism: Rhizophagus irregularis DAOM 181602=DAOM 197198
Lineage: Eukaryota; Fungi; Glomeromycota; Glomeromycetes; Glomerales; Glomeraceae
Source: RefSeq, a predicted model, not a curated record
CGGCACAUAUAUGUAUAUAUAUCAUAAGCCACGUUAAAAUCAUCGCAGGAACCACAUGUAUCUAUUAACGACUAAAAUAUAUACUGAAUCUAAUAAUUUUUGGGAGAAAUUUAUUAUGGAACAAAUAUAUAAUUAUAACGUGGAAUGCGUCUAUUUAAAUUUAAAAGUCAAAAGUAUAAACUUUGAUUAUUUAGUCAUCUGGUUUUUUUUUCAAGUUUUUCCUUCUACGAAAAAUGGUCAAUUACAAGAAAUUUUUAGCCGCAGUUUCCAUAAAGAAUGUGACUAAAAGGAUCAGCAUCAAAGCAGUUGGCGCGACGAAAAUGAGAUGAUCAUUUUGGUAAUUUACAAUAAAUACGCUAAAAUUAGAAGUCGGACUAUAAUAGUAAUGUGAUA